Messenger RNA from Danio rerio (zebrafish), 2775 nucleotides. NCBI's taxonomy places the organism in Eukaryota, Metazoa, Chordata, Actinopteri, Cypriniformes, Danionidae. The record is from RefSeq and is a predicted model, not a curated record.
CCCACAAUGCAACGCAGACAAGGGAACCUCCAAGAAAGAGCCGCGGAGCAAAAGCUCUAGUAAAUGAACCUGACGCUUUAAGGAUUAUUUAACUCUGAGGACAACGAUUCAGAAAACCAUCUGAACUCGACAUUUUUACAAAUACACGCUUUUCUGACAGGUUUGGAGUAUAUCUGGAUGUGUAACGUUAGCUGUCUUCUGCCUCUAUAACACCAUAAUAACAGCAGCGGCGUCAGGUAAAUAACGGCGCGUUAUUCUCCUCACAGCGAUAUUUUCAACCAUUUUUUACUUUAAAGGACCGAUUUCUCGCUCAUAUUUUAAAGUCCCGGUUCUUUUAUAACUUUAUUCCGCAAUUAGUUUAUUUGCCUGACACUACAGUCAGCUGUAGUUUCCAGCUAUUGUCCUUUUCUUGGAAACAGCGACUCCUCAGGCCGCCACUGGUACUGCAGGUGCCGCUGUGCUGUAAGUGAGACACUGGGAGCCUGAAUAAUUCAACAGUGGAAAAUGAGCACAGAAGAGGCUGAAGCACCAACCAAAACUGCCACAGAUGAGGAUGGCAUGUCCUGGUGGUACCGCUGGAUCUGCAAACUGGCCGGUGUGCUAGGUGGCAUAUCAUGUGCAACAAUGGGCGUUUGGAACUGUGUUACUGUGCAUCCGCUGAACAUAGCUGCUGGAGUUUGGAUGGUGUUGACAGCGUUUGUGCUGUUUCUGUGUGAGGUGCCGUUCUGCUGUCAGUUUGUGGAGUUUGCUAAUGCAGUGGCGGCGCGUGCAGAUCGACUGAAGCCCUGGCAGAAAGCACUCUUCUACUGCGGGAUGGCGCUGUUUCCCGUCUUUCUGAGCUUCUCUAUCACAACUUUGGUUGGUAACGCUAUUGCCUUUGCUACAGGAGUUCUGUACGGACUUGCGUCUCUUGGAAAGAAAGGAGACGCUGUGAGUUACGCCCGAUUGCAGCACCAGAAACAGGGCGACGAGGAGAAACUAGCAGGAACGACGGAGGAGUCUGUGCCCUGAAUCUUCUAUUCACCUCCUCUACCUCCAAUGCACCCUUUUUUACGGUGGCCGAGAGAGCUCAAACACGCUGCAAGUUAAGAAAACAAAUGCAAAUAGAAAAACAAGAAAACAUCUUUAUCAGUUUGACAACACACACACACACUCAAACACUCACAAUACAUGCAAAUAUAGAAACACACUGCAGAUAAUGCAGACCACAAUGGAAAUGUGUUGGGGGACAACAAAAAGUGACAAACCCAGCUACUUCCUGUUUAGAGUCAAGCGUGUUGUUGAAGAUCUGAGAGUUUUUUUUUGCACAAAUGACAUUAAAAAAAUUUUAUCUUAAUGCCAUGUUAGAGUUAGUUUUAUAACUGAAAAUAUACAAACCACAAGAAGCCGUAUGAUAAAAUUAGUUACAAAGGACGUUUAAAUAAACUAAAAACUCACCUCUUAACAACACAGCUGACUCUAAACAGGAAGGAUUCGUCACAUUUUAGGGUCCUCUGACACAUUAAGGCUGAUUUAUACUUCUGCGUCAAGUGCACACAUAUGGUCCGACGUAGCCCUUGUGUGGUCGCAGACCCAUAACUGAUGCUGACGUGCAUCCCUCAAAAAAUGUAACUACACGUCGCAACGACAUGUAACGCAAGCUAUGUGAUUGGUUGGUUGGGUAUCGGUGAUGAGUGUGGACAGAGCUGCGAGCCAGAUGGAGCAAGUGUCGAGUCCCGUGAAGGAGCUCCACAUGCAAACUUUUGUUUUGUGUUUACCUUAUGAUUAAAGAUGUUUCACGUCCGCGGUUCCGGCCUCUGAAUGAGCAAGUUUUAGCUACUUGUACGUUAAUGUUCAGAAAAAAAACUCGACACAGAGGAACAUGAACACCUAGUGCCAGCUAGCGUUUCAGAAGUGUUAUUGCAGAGCAACACAAGCAGCGCACAGAAGUAUAAAUGCACAACUACGCGCAAGGCAGGCGCCGUGGGUUACGUCAAUCACUCGACGCAGAAGUAUAAAACGGUCUUUAGCGCUGUGCUCUGCACAAUUUGCAGCACAGUUCUGUAUCUGUGUCUGUUCUGAGUGUGUGUCCUUACUGUAGUGUUCACUGCUUCCAAUAAUCAUUAUUAUUGGACAGUUUCCCAGUAUUGGUCAAGCUUAUUUCACCAACAACUUGUUUUUUUUUCCUUUUUUUUAAUACAUUUUAUUUUUUAUUUAAAAAAAUGUAAUGCAUAUAUUUAUAAAAUUUAAUUUAUUAUAUGAAUUUUAAAAUUGCUGUGUUACAAUAACAAGAUUUGUAGCAACUCUCAACAACAGAUAUUAUAAGUUAGAUAGUUUGACCAUUUUUUUUAUCUGAUCUUACUUAUUUUGCCAGUAUAACUAGCUAUGUUUCCAUCUAAAGAUGUGAAUUAAAUGUAUGCGCAAAACUGGAAUAUCGCAUAAAAGAAGUGGAAACAAAGCAAAAGAGAAGUCAAAGAGAACAAAAUUGUUACUUCCUGAUUAACUGGCGCCAAAUAUCAACAUUAAAAACUAAAUUUGCUGCAGUAAAAUCUUUUUGCUCUGGUAAAAUCCUUUCUUCGUUUAAUAAAUGACUUGCAUCUCAGAAGGCAAUCCUGACAUGCAAUGAACACGCAGUGGCGUUUUAAAGCAUGAAACACGCAGCACAGACGCUCUUCACAGACAGUUCUGGAGGUCAUUAAUAAUAUAAUAACACUAAUACUGAGAUGGUUACAGCCUUUUAGAAUGACCAAAACAACAUUUCAGAUGUUUUACAGUGCGCAUACUAGUAAAAGUGUU